UUUCGUCAAUUGACACAAAACCCUCCCUAUAUAUGCAGCUUACGUGAUUUCAUCUCAAAUCCUCGCUCACAUCUUUUUCUCCAAGGGUUUUUGCUCUGCCGAUCUUCAUCUCUUCGUAAGAAAGUUAUCAGUUGAUCAUUAUGGGCAAGGAAAAGGUUCAUAUCAACAUUGUUGUCAUUGGCCAUGUCGAUUCUGGAAAGUCGACCACCACUGGUCAUCUCAUCUACAAGCUUGGUGGGAUUGAUAAGCGUGUGAUUGAAAGGUUUGAAAAGGAAGCUGCUGAGAUGAACAAACGUUCAUUCAAGUAUGCGUGGGUUCUUGACAAGCUUAAGGCAGAGCGUGAACGUGGUAUCACCAUUGAUAUUGCUCUGUGGAAGUUUGAAACCAACAAGUACUACUGCACUGUUAUUGAUGCUCCAGGACAUCGUGAUUUCAUCAAGAAUAUGAUUACUGGAACUUCUCAGGCUGACUGUGCUGUCCUUAUUAUUGAUUCAACCACUGGUGGCUUUGAAGCUGGUAUAUCCAAAGAUGGGCAGACUCGUGAACAUGCAUUGCUUGCUUUCACUCUUGGUGUCAAACAGAUGAUUUGCUGCUGUAACAAGAUGGAUGCCACAACUCCCAAGUAUUCUAAGGGUAGGUUUGAUGAAAUUGUUAAGGAGGUGGCUUCAUACCUGAAGAAGGUGGGUUACAACCCUGACAAGAUUGCUUUCAUACCUAUUUCCGGAUUUGAAGGCGACAACAUGAUUGAGAGGUCCACAAACCUUGACUGGUACAAGGGCCCAACUCUUCUUGAAGCCCUUGACCAGAUUAAUGAGCCCAAGAGGCCCUCUGAUAAGCCCCUCCGUCUCCCACUCCAAGACGUCUACAAGAUUGGAGGUAUUGGAACUGUCCCUGUUGGACGUGUUGAAACUGGUACGAUCAAACCCGGUUUGGUUGUGACUUUUGGCCCCUCUGGCCUGACUACUGAAGUCAAAUCAGUGGAAAUGCACCAUGAGGCUCUUCAAGAGGCCCUUCCAGGUGACAAUGUUGGUUUUAAUGUGAAGAAUGUGUCUGUCAAGGAUCUUAAGCGUGGUUAUGUUGCCUCAAAUUCAAAGGAUGAUCCUGCCAAGGAGGCUGCGAACUUCACUUCUCAGGUUAUUAUCAUGAACCACCCUGGACAGAUUGGCAAUGGAUAUGCACCAGUUCUUGAUUGUCACACUUCUCAUAUUGCUGUCAAGUUCUCCGAACUUUUGACCAAGAUUGAUAGGAGGUCUGGUAAAGAACUUGAGAAGGAGCCCAAGUUCUUAAAGAAUGGUGAUGCUGGCAUGGUUAAGAUGAUUCCCACCAAGCCUAUGGUGGUUGAAACUUUCGCUGAGUAUCCUCCGCUUGGCAGAUUCGCUGUUAGGGACAUGAGGCAGACUGUGGCUGUGGGAGUCAUCAAGAGUGUGGAGAAGAAAGAGCCCACAGGAGCGAAGGUCACAAAAGCUGCUGCCAAGAAGAAGUGAACCGUGCAGGAUGUCCCCUGUUUCCUAGGGGGCAGUUAUCAUAUUUCCAAUAAAGACUUAUUUUCUAUUUUCCGGAUAUUUAUUAAGUGUCAGUAUUGUGUGUCAGUCUGUUUCUGUUUAGGUCUAUGUGUUGUGGCUGUUCCGUCAACUGGAACCUGGUCUGAGCACUGGGUGCUUGAUAGGCGGUGGCAGGGUCAUUAUGCCUUCUGUUACUAGUAUGUUCUGUUUGUGUUGAAACUUGGUUUGAUGUUAUGAACACCUACCUGUGGACUAACAGGAUUUUAUA
Messenger RNA from Daucus carota subsp. sativus, 1770 nucleotides. Its product is annotated as elongation factor 1-alpha. The coding region runs from base 141 to 1484 and encodes 447 amino acids. Gene Ontology annotation, molecular function: translation elongation factor activity; GTP binding; GTPase activity. The record is from RefSeq and is a predicted model, not a curated record. NCBI's taxonomy places the organism in Eukaryota, Viridiplantae, Streptophyta, Magnoliopsida, Apiales, Apiaceae. Gene Ontology annotation, biological process: translational elongation; translation. The transcript is spliced from 3 exons.